This is a messenger RNA of Dicentrarchus labrax (European seabass), 1499 nucleotides long. RefSeq names its product hydroxyacylglutathione hydrolase, mitochondrial. Gene Ontology annotation, cellular component: mitochondrion. The record is from RefSeq and is a predicted model, not a curated record. Gene Ontology annotation, biological process: glutathione metabolic process. Lineage: Eukaryota; Metazoa; Chordata; Actinopteri; Moronidae. The coding region runs from base 92 to 1021 and encodes 309 amino acids. The transcript has 9 exons. Gene Ontology annotation, molecular function: hydroxyacylglutathione hydrolase activity.
GCCUGCGGAGGUUAAAGUUGAAGCGGAACUGAACCGAGAACCAAACUUUUCUGGUUUAUACUAAUGUGAUAAGGAUAUAGCUGCUGUUGUAAUGUUAUUCAAGUCACUAGUGGGGAGUGCCUGCACUCUGCUCGGAGCUGCAACAGCCUUCAAGUUUGCACCUGUGGAAGUCAAGGCUCAAGCAGCUGCUCUCCUUCACAGCACAGUGAGGAAGUCACUUGUGGUGGAACAAGCAAAUAUGAGGGUUGAACUCCUGCCAGCCCUCAGUGACAACUACAUGUACCUGCUGAUCGAUCCGGACUCCAGAGAAGCAGCUAUUGUUGACCCCGUGGAGCCAAUAAAGGUUGUGGAAGCCGUCAGAAAACAUGGCGUAAAACUCACAACAGUUCUAACCACUCAUCACCACUGGGAUCACGCUAGUGGGAAUGAGAAGAUGGUAAGGCUAAUGCCAGGACUGAAGGUCUAUGGAGGAGACGACAGAGUUGAUGCUAUCACAAAGAAAGUUUCUCAUUCCAACACUUUCAAACUUGGAUCGCUCAAUGUCAAAUGCCUGUUUACGCCGUGUCACACGACUGGUCACAUCUGCUACUACGUGACUAAAGAAAAUAGCACUGAGCCGCCAGCUGUUUUCACGGGAGACACGCUGUUUGUGGCUGGUUGUGGUAAAUUCUUUGAGGGUACCGCAGAACAGAUGUACAGAGCCUUGAUAGAAAUCCUGGGACGCCUGCCUCCUGAAACACGUGUUUACUGCGGUCAUGAGUACACCAUCAGCAAUCUGAAAUUUGCACGGCAUGUGGAACCAGACAAUGAAGUCAUUCAGGAGAAGCUAGCAUGGGCAAAGGAGAAAUGCAGUAAUGGAGAACCCACCAUCCCGUCCACUUUGGCAGACGAAUUCACAUUUAACCCCUUUAUGAGAGUAAAAGAGAAGUCCGUGCAAGAUCAUGUGAAGCAGACAGACCCGAUUGAAACCAUGAGAACUCUCCGGAAAGAGAAAGAUGGCUUCCGGGUGCCGAAGGAGUGAUGUCCGGUCCACUAAUGCUAACUGUUCCUGAACAACUGCUUAUAACACUGCAAGCUGUCAAUAGCAUACUACAGAAAAUACCUGCAAUGCAUCUUCAGUGCCAGUUGAAAUACCAGUAGAUCCACUGCAUUAACUCUCAGUCGAGGCACACCUUUUUGUUCACUAAUAUGGCGAUAAACCUAUCUGUCAUUAUUUUAGUUGUAUUUGGUUUGUUUGGAUCAUGUUGGUGUGAUCGUUUUAAGGAAUAUAUGGCCAUUAAUUGAAUUCGUUAAAUGAGAAAAUGAGUUUGUUCAUCUGUAAAUUGGAGUUUUAGAGUCUAUUUACUUUUAUGUUAUAUUGAUGUAAUAUAUUGAUGUACAAAGUACUGUUUCAUGAAGGGUACUAAUUCAAUUACUUAAACAAGACAACGAGCGGCUUAAGUAACUAAUGUUGGACUAUGUGUAAAAUUUCUGUAAAUUGAUAAAGUACUUUCUGUAAA